This is a messenger RNA of Cryptomeria japonica (Japanese cedar), 1290 nucleotides long. RefSeq names its product small ribosomal subunit protein eS4z. Gene Ontology annotation, biological process: translation. Gene Ontology annotation, molecular function: RNA binding; structural constituent of ribosome. Gene Ontology annotation, cellular component: cytosolic small ribosomal subunit; ribosome. The transcript is spliced from 5 exons. The record is from RefSeq and is a predicted model, not a curated record. NCBI's taxonomy places the organism in Eukaryota, Viridiplantae, Streptophyta, Pinopsida, Cupressales, Cupressaceae. Bases 203 to 994 code for a protein of 263 amino acids.
UUUCACAUUACACUAGGGGUAUACGGGCUUUAAAAAACAACUAUUGAAGUAAAUUGACGGCUAGGGUUUGUUUGAAGGCUCGGAGGAGUUUAUUAGGGUUUUUGAGGUUAAGAGUUGAAACCUCUCUUUUCCUUCAUUUGUUCGAGCGGAGGGUGACUGCUGCAGCGCAUUCGACAGGAACAAGUGCAGAGGCGAAUCCAAAAUGGCGCGUGGGUUAAAGAAACAUUUGAAGAGGCUCAAUGCCCCUAAGCAUUGGAUGCUUGACAAACUUGGUGGCGCUUUUGCACCUAAACCAUCAGCGGGUCCUCACAAGGGAAGAGAAUGCCUUCCUCUAGUGGUUCUUCUGAGGAAUAGGCUGAAAUAUGCCUUGACAUACCGUGAAGUCAUUGCUAUUGUAAUGCAACGACUCAUUGCUGUUGAUGGAAAAGUCAGAACUGAUAAGUGCUACCCUGCUGGAUUCAUGGAUGUUGUGUCUAUUGCGAAGACCAAUGAGAACUUUAGGCUUCUCUAUGAUGCUAAAGGUCGUUUCCGUUUGCAUUCAAUCAAGGAUGAGGAAGCAAAGUAUAAACUUUGCAAAGUUCGUGGAGUUCAGUUUGGAGAUAAGGGUAUCCCUUAUCUUAACACUUAUGAUGGGCGUACCAUUAGGUACCCAGAUCCAUUGGUCAAGGCCAAUGACACCAUCAAAAUCGAUCUGGAAACAGGCAAGAUCAAGGACUUUAUCAAGUUUGAUGUUGGUAAUGUUGUCAUGGUUACUGGAGGUCGUAACAGAGGGCGUGUUGGAGUGAUUAAGAACAGGGAGAAGCAUAAGGGUAGCUUUGAGAUUAUUCAUGUCCAGGAUUCUGCUGGGCAGGAGUUCGCAACACGACAGGGUAAUGUGUUUACCAUUGGAAAGGGUACAAAGCCUUGGGUAUCUUUACCAAAGGGCAAAGGUGUCAAGCUGUCAAUCAUUGAAGAAGCCAAGAAACGUCAUGCAGCUCCAACUGCUCCUGCUUAAUUUUGGUAGAGAGAAUAUAAUUGUUUUAAAUAGCCAAACUUUGGUCACUCUAGAAUGUAGUGUAGUUUAUGUACAAUUUUGAGGCCUUUGCUUAAAAUUUGAUAUUUUGAUUUUUUUAACCUUGGUUUGUAUUAGCUUUAGCAGUACUUGUCCCAUAAACAGUUUUUCCAAAUCAUGUUAUGGCUCUUGCAUGGAGGAUGCAUGAGAAUUUCAUAAUUGCGUUGUUAAAUUAUCAAGUGUAUUGAUGUUUACAGUACUAUAUUUUUUCAAAUGUUAGGUUUGAUUGCUUUGUUUUA